GUUGCCGCCAUGACCGCCAUGACCGCAGUGCCAUCCCUUCAGUUCGUAACAUCGACUGGGCAUUAUGAAAGCAUGCUGUCGGAGCAGCUGAAGGCUUUGCACGAGACGCUUCUCCAGGAACACACGCACGAGGUUCAACACCUGCGAAAUGCAAACUUAUUGCUUCGAGAAGAAUUGCUCCGAGCUCAUCAGAGUGGUCACAGUGGUCACUUGCCUCGCUCGGCGAGCGCCGUCCCGGGCGGCCUGUCCCCGGGGAAGGGCAGUGCCGCAUCGAUGCGGAAGAGCAGGUCGCUGGAGUCUCUGGAUGAGAAGGUCCCCGAUGGCGCUGUGGACAGAUGGGCGCAUUUGUUCAUCAAACUUACGCAGCGGGAGUACGAUUCUUCGGCGGUGUCCACUGUUAGCGAAGAUGGCGACGGGAGCCAGAACCUGGUGAUGCGUACCUCCUGGGCGAUACCGUGGGAAAAGGCCAUGCGAAUUCACCACGGCCGCAAGAUCCGCGUGUCUCGCUCCGAGCAGUUGACCUCUGCGAUGCAUAUGAAGGACAGGGUGAAAGAUGACUCAUUCCUCCAGCGCUUUGUCUUCGGACCGUACAGUUUGUUCCCACUGCUGUGGUCGGUGAUCGGCUGCGGCUUGAUCCUGUGGGACCUUGUCACGAUUCCUUUGGAAAUGUUUGACAACAUCCCGGACUUCAUUGCCUUCCUACAAGCAAUGGGAAAAGUCACCUUUGCCUUUUGGUUGCUGGAUAUGCCUCUGAACGUCCUGGUGGGUGUGGAGGUCAAUGGCAAAGUGGAGCUGAGACCCGCUAUCCUCGCUUGCCGCUACUUCAGGACUUGGUUCAUCCUGGACCUGCUGGUGGUUUCUCUGGACGCGGUGCUCAUCUCGUUGGAAGCGCUGCUGGGGGAUCAAGGUGCUGAGGCGGGUCUGAAGUCCGCGCGCUUCCUCCGCACCCUUCGGAUGUUGCGCCUGGUGCGUUUGGCGCGGGUGGCCAAACUGCAGCAGGAGUUCACCUUGUUGGCAAACCGUUUCCUAUCUUCCAAUGCCUUUCUUGUGGCCAAGAUCUUGGGAGGUCUUCUGAUGAUUUUAGCCAUUACUCACCUGGUGGCAUGUUGCUGGUUUGGCGUGGCUGCAUGGACACAUCAGGCCUCCAGUUGGCUCAUCCGAGCAGAGCUGGAAGAGGCAAAUUUCUUCGAAUCCUACGCUGCUUCCAUUCACUGGUCCAUGACCCAGUUCACGCCUGCCACCACCAACAUUGCUCCGGCCAACGGCAUCGAAAGGCUCUUUGCCGUGUGUGUCAUCCUCUUAGCCAUCGGCGUCUUCUCGUCCUUCAUCACAUCCUUGAGUGCCACAGUGAGUUCCCUCCGGAAUUCAAGGGCGGAACGUUUUCAGCAGCAGUCUGCCCUGCUGCAGUUUUUCACCGAAAGGAAUUUGUCGACGGAUCUGUACUGCAAGGUGACCGAAGCCUUACGUCGCCGCAACGUCAAGAAACGCAUCAAAGAAGGUGAUGUUCAGCUGCUUGGUGCGUUGCCGGAAAGGAUGAAGAUGCAGCUUCACGAGGAGAUGUUCUUGCCCCGCUUGAAGUGUUUGGGCAUUUGGCCCGAAUGGAGCCUCGAAGAGGACGAUUACUUCUUUAAAAGCUUGUGUCAUUAUGCCUUGGCAGAGCAUGCUUGCGCUCCGGGACAAGAUGCCUUCAUGCCAGGAACGGACUGCAAUCAGGUGUACAUCAUCGAAUCUGGAUCCAUGGGUUAUCUGUCCAGACAAAGCGUCUCUCAGUCGCUUUGCGGCGAAGAUGAAGUGAUUUGUAUGGCCAGUCUGUGGGCUGCCUGGUACCAUCGCGGAAGGCUGACCGCUUCCCAUGGCACCUGUUUCUACGUGGGGAUCAAUUGCGAAGAGUUCGGACGGUUGGCCAGUAGCCAUGGAGGACCCUUGUGGCAAUAUCUGCAGGUCUUCGGAAUGUUGUUAGUUGGAACUGUGGAGGUCCUCGAAGACCACGGCGAAGACUUGUCGGACCUGUCAUUGCCUAUGGAGAAAUUGUCCCACCUGGGAAAUCGCGCGCAGCACUUGGUGAGGAAGGCGGCCCGCUUCUUUCGCGGCAGCCGGGGUUAUCGCUCAGAAUCCAAAGCCAGCUCCACUUCCAUAUCCAGACUGGAUUCCAGACUUGAGUUUGCCGAUUCCCGUCCAUCGCUGACGCGCGAUGUGUCCAACAAUUCCCUGUCAGUUUGACAGGUACCCAGUCCGGAUAGUCAGAAAAAUCUUCGCCGCUCGCGAUGUCACUGAUGUGCUGAUCUGGGUGGUUUCGUUGAGCUUCAGAAGUAGCAGUCGCCCAUGACAUGGGACUGUGUUGC
Messenger RNA from Cladocopium goreaui, 2342 nucleotides. NCBI's taxonomy places the organism in Eukaryota, Dinophyceae, Suessiales, Symbiodiniaceae. The record is from the annotation of a GenBank genome assembly.